GCUGAAAGGUUACUUCUCUAGCGGAAGCUGUUCGCUUGGUCGGGGCACGGGACGCAUGCGCGCUGUCCAGCCCUUCGAGCGGAGAGAUUUCAGCAUGGCCGCGAUCGGAGUCCACUUCGGAUACACAUGCGCUUGUGUGGCGAUAUUUAAGGAUGGCCGGGCUGAUGUGGUGGCUAACGAUGCAGGAGACAGAGUAACUCCGGCUGUGGUGGCCUACAGAGACACAGAGCAGAUUGUGGGCAUUGCAGCAAAGCAAGGACGUGUCCGCAACGCUGCCAACACGGUCGUUAAAGUGAAACAAGUGCUGGGGAGAAGCUUUGACGAUCCAGAGACACAAACUCACAAAGCGGAGACCAAGUGUCGGGUGGUGAGCAGAGACGAGAAGCCUUAUUAUGAGAUCACAGCAGGAGAACACCCAGAGUACAUUGCUCCAGAAGACGUUGCAAAACUGGUCUUCCACAAAAUGAAAGAAACCGCUCAGUCAGCUCUGGGCUCCGAUGUCACUGAGGCGGUCAUUACGGUCCCUUUUGAGUUUGCGCAUGCUCAGAAGCGCGCCCUGAGGGAGGCCGCCGAAGCGGCAGGGUUCCAUGUGCUGAGGCUGAUCCACGAGCCUGCCGCUGCCCUGCUGGCCUACAACAUCGGACAGGAGUGUUCCUCUGGGAAGAGCCAUGUCCUGGUGUAUAAGCUGGGCGGGACGUCCCUGAGCGUGACAGUACUGCAGGUCAAUGGAGGAAUGUUCCGCGUUCUCAACACCCGCACCGACCACAGCAUCGGGGGAGAGAGCUUCACCCAGGCCUUGGCCCAGCACCUGGCCGCCGAGUUCAAACGCACCUUUAAGCACGACUUGAGCAGUAACGCUCGGGCGAUGCUGAAGCUGAUGAACGGGGCGGACAUGGCCAAACACUCUCUGUCCUCCUUGGGAUCCGCCAACUGCUUUGUCGACUCCCUGCACGAUGGCAUCGACUUUGAGUGCAACGUCUCCAGAGCUCGAUUUGAGUUGCUCUGCUCCUCACUCUUCAACAAGAGCAUCCAGCCAAUCAGACCCCUGCUGGAGGAGGCAGGAGUCUCCACCAGCAACAUUAACAAGGUGGUUCUCUGCGGCGGCUCGGCCAGGAUCCCGCGCCUCCAGCAGAUGAUCCGCGAGAUGUUUCCCGAAGUGGAGCUUCUCAGCUCGGCGCCUCCCGACGAGGUCAUUGCUGUGGGAGCAGCGCUGGAAGCGGGCUUGCUGGUCGGCAGAGACAGCCUCAUCCCCGAGGGAGAGUCCGUCACGGUGGACGUUUCUGCCACUGACAUACUUGUGAAGGAGGCGGACGAAUCCGGAGCCGAGAAGUUCACCGUUCUUCUUCCAUCUGGCACGCCCCUCCCCGCCCGCAGGCAUCACACCCUUAACGCAGGGGGGAAACUCUCCUCCCUCUGUCUGGAGAUCUACCAGAGAUUUGUCGCGGAGCAGCCAGAAAAACUAGCUAAGAUAAUCUUGAGAGACCUGCAGCCCAGAGAGGAGAACCACGAUAUCGACGCCGUGGUGACCAUGAAAAGGGACGGCUCCGUUCAUGUUUCCUGUGUGGAACCGAGCACUGGAAGGUCCGAGGUCGUCACCAUAGCAGCUUCAUCGUGAAGCCCCUGAUCUGCGUCGCAGGACACACCUCAGCACAGUGUCAGCGCAAUGUUUGUGUUUUCUAUUUUUCACUCAAUAAACAUAAUUAAGC
This is a messenger RNA of Xiphias gladius (swordfish), 1706 nucleotides long. It is a transcript of the gene hspa14, whose product is annotated as heat shock protein 14. The transcript has 15 exons. Gene Ontology annotation, biological process: protein refolding; cellular response to unfolded protein. Gene Ontology annotation, molecular function: heat shock protein binding; misfolded protein binding; ATP hydrolysis activity. NCBI's taxonomy places the organism in Eukaryota, Metazoa, Chordata, Actinopteri, Istiophoriformes, Xiphiidae. Gene Ontology annotation, cellular component: ribosome; cytoplasm. The coding region runs from base 56 to 1615 and encodes 519 amino acids. The record is from RefSeq and is a predicted model, not a curated record.